Molecule: messenger RNA, 2973 nt
Organism: Filobasidium floriforme
Lineage: Eukaryota; Fungi; Basidiomycota; Tremellomycetes; Filobasidiales; Filobasidiaceae
Product: fungal-specific transcription factor domain-containing protein
Exons: 5
Coding region: 93-2846 (917 amino acids)
Biological process (GO): DNA-templated transcription; regulation of transcription by RNA polymerase II
Cellular component (GO): chromatin
Molecular function (GO): zinc ion binding; DNA-binding transcription factor activity, RNA polymerase II-specific; RNA polymerase II cis-regulatory region sequence-specific DNA binding
Source: RefSeq, a predicted model, not a curated record
GCAGGCCUUCUGCUGAAGGGAGUCACAACGCACCAGGCCGACAGUACACCGACGCUUCGCAAGAACCUAGUUCGGCAUUGUCUGAAAACCGCAUGUCAGAAUCGCCUUCACGAGAUCUCAACACAGGAAUGGAAGAAGAGCGUGAGGCUACCGUCAGGGACAUGUCGAUACAGGCCGAUGGUGCUGGCAGAACGAGCGGGACCGAAAUUCAGCACGGCGGAAGGGAUCACUCGGCAUGGUUGGAGAGACCGACUUCUGACAGGACGCAGGAGUACGGACAAACGAUGCGAGAAGACCUCGAGGACCCUGUUGCUCCCAUUCGGUUCUUGCACGCACAGCAGCAACUGUACAACAGGAUACCCGAGCAGAUGCCCAUGAACGCCCUUGCCUACGGCCAGCCGGGACCUCCAUCAACGUCUAGCGUACCGCACGCGGACUAUCGACAAACCGUUCAGCAACAACAGUCGUUCAAUCAACAGACACAUCACGUGCCAUCGGGAAUCUCAUUACCUAUUGACGAUGGUGGCAUGUUCAAUAAUGUCGACCUAAUCUUACAAGCGGCAAGCGAGCGACUCACGGAUCCCGGCAGCGGUGUUUCAGGUAAUAUUGCUGCACCCGGUGUCGUCGGCGGACAACCCUCGCCAAGCGGCUUCCAAUUCAACCUCGAAUCGCCCCUGGACGGCUUACUGACAGAAGAAAUGCUGCACGAUGUCUUUGGUUGGGGGGUCGGAGCGGAAGACUGGCAGAGUCAGAACCCGCUCAUGUACGAUAUGCUCGACUUCGGAAAUUUGGAAAUGAACUUCGCACUGGGCAUGGGUCGGAAUGGCUCGAUGGAAGGUAUUGGAGAAGGGUCGACUACGGGAAUGGAGCGGCUCGGUGUACCGCAGGUGUCUUGGGCGGACCAGCGCAUGGGAGGAUCCUUGCACGGACCUAAUGCCUAUACAGGCGGCUCUACAUCGCACGGGAACGGGAAUAGUCCGCCUGGACCGGUAAGGCAAGAAGACGAGACGGCGUGGCCUCAUGUCUUCAAACCCACAAACAGCGCUCAGCUACGGCGACUCGCCCUCAGCCAACCAGUCUCUGCCCCUCAAACAGGGCUCUUCGGACAGGAUGAUCACCCUUUCAUCGAUCCUGAAAAGGUAGGGACUCUCGUACGACUAGCUCAUGUUGCCCAUGAGACUCCCUACGGCAGUGGAAUCGACGUCAACAACUUUCCAGAUGCUUCAGUCUUAUCCACCUGUAUUACGCUAUACUUUCGCCAUUUCCAUCCCGUCAUGCCGAUCCUCAGACAAGAUGCAUUUGUCAAGGCGGCCUGGAGCGGAACAAAAGAGCGCAUAGGGAGACGACCGCAAGAUGAACCCCAACACGCUCUUCUCAUCCUGACGAUGUCGGCUAUCGGUGCCACCUACGGAUCCGAGGACUGGAAACCGUUGGCUUCUUAUCUACACGAGUUAGGCAGGCGAGUUGGAAAGUAUCUUCUUGACAGCGAUCCUCGAUCCAUGUUUUCUAUUCCAUACAUUCAGUCCCGCUUGCUUCAAGCCUUGGCGGGCUAUGCCAACGGAUCGAGGGAACUCUAUCUGGAGGCGGAAAUCUCGCGUGGUCUGCUUGUUACAGCGGCCCGGCGAUUACACCUUUUACGGCAAACUCAGGGAAGACCAAUCCGGUUCAAUGCCCCCGAAGCAAGCACGGCACCCAGUCGAGCAGAUAUGACAGCCGGUGAACAGGUGUCCCGUUCGUCUAUCCUUGCGAGCAAUAAUGAAGCCUUGGCCGAGAGCCUCCGGAGAGAUCAGGAAAAGCAAUGGAAAAGAUGGCUAGAGGAGGAGGAGCGUUGCAGGUUGGGCUGGGGAAUCUACCUCUUCGACGCGCAGCUGGGCUGUCUGCUAGGUAUACCUUGCCAGAUAGCGACGUCAGAAAUCGUCAAAAGACUUCCGAGCGACGAAGAGAUAUGGGAAGCCACCACUGCGUCGAGCUGGGCAACGCUUAACACUACCCAAACAAGGUCUCCGACGUCAGCGGCUACCUCAGCAGCGAGCGGCUUUUCAGGCAUACUCGCAGCUCUCUUAAAAUCGAGAGAUCUUCGAAGCCGUCUGUCUGACUUUGGCAGCAACGUUAUUGCAUACUCCCUGUAUCGCUUAAGUGACGAUUCGAACAAGAUCGACCGCUUGUUCGGGCUAGAGGAAGCUACGUCGCCUGAACUCGACGGUUCGAUGUCGGCCCGACACAUCAAUAAGCCCUUCGGGGUCUUGGAAGCUCUGGCUGAAUCCUCUCAAGCGAGGGGUGUAGCACGUUCCUCGUUCCUGGUCUACAACAUCGCGCUGCACCACCACGCGCAUUUGCGAUUCAUUCACCCCGACUUUUUGGACAUGGUCCGGCUUGCAGCAGGAAAACACCAGACCGAAUCGAGCCGCCGAGAGUCUCGAAUGUGGCUGAAGCAUUGGCUGGCAGCUUCGGAGUCCCUUGCGAGAAGGAUCUUCGCGCAUGCCGCUCAGCUGUCUACCUUGCUCGGCAAGUGGACAUUCGAUGCGCCGUGGGAACCAAUCUGGCUUUUGGAUUGCGCUCUCGCGAUGUGGGCUAUUUUACAGUUCCUUCCCGAGGCGGUACCUCAAGCGGGACCAGAGAGGCUUUCGAGAAAUAUCAUCAAAUGGGACGAUUCGCCUGACCGCUGGAUCAAAGAAGGAGGUCCGAUCCGAUUUCAAGGCAUCGGAUAUGUGCUCAACUCGGAGAACAUCCUCACGGACUUUAUCGGCAGGCUCGAGGCGUCUCCCUGGGGACUGGGCAUGUUGUACAAACCCGUGGUAGCCCGUCUGCUACGAGAGUCGCAGUCUGGGGCGGCUGUAGAUCCGUGAGCCAGGAUGUGGACAGAGCUGUGCCGCUUUCGCUUUAUUCCAGAUCAUGCUUGGGCGAACAGCAUGCGGCCGGACAGCAAGCCAGUUGGCUAGUCUCGCAUGAUAUAGAUUCUACAUGCCCUCACCU